CAGCUCAACAAAGAUGACAAAGACAACGGGAACAUCAGGAGCAAACUAUUGAUCUACAUGGACAACCAGGCAGCCAGUCGAUCGACAGCCAAACCGAAAGGAAAGUCGGAUGCAUACCUGCUCAAAAAUAUCGUACAAGCCGAACUGAUAAACGAUCGAGAUCUGCCUCCUGACCGCCUCAGCCAGGUCGAGCACCGACGAAAGAAAUCACCAGCAACACCACUCGAUGUAGGUAAUGAAACUCAGCUAUGA
Messenger RNA from Ilyonectria robusta, 252 nucleotides. RefSeq lists its product as uncharacterized. NCBI's taxonomy places the organism in Eukaryota, Fungi, Ascomycota, Sordariomycetes, Hypocreales, Nectriaceae. The record is from RefSeq and is a predicted model, not a curated record. The transcript has a single exon. The annotation marks the transcript as partial.